Molecule: messenger RNA, 1908 nt
Organism: Ostreobium quekettii
Lineage: Eukaryota; Viridiplantae; Chlorophyta; Ulvophyceae; Bryopsidales; Ostreobiaceae
Source: the annotation of a GenBank genome assembly
AUGGCGCCCCCAGACAGGGACCGCGUGGAGACCCUCUCCAGCCAACUGAGGAAAGAGCCUGCGAAGAACGCCAACAACGUGCCUCUGCUGCUGGCGAAUCUGCCGUCGAUUGCGGACAAGGUGGCAUUUACUUCGGCACUGUCCACUCUCAGUGGUUUCUUCAAGGCUAGCAUCGAAUCUGGUGAAAUAGAGGGCCAACAUCGAAAGAAACAAACGAAAAACAAGCAACCAGCUGGAAGCGAACUGGAUCCUGAUGAAAUAUACCGUAAUUGGCUGCACCUUCAAUAUGCAGAGUUCAAGCAGCAGUUGCUCCGCUGUCUUACCCACUUCACGGAGUCCACCCUGCAGAUCCAAGUGUGGGAUGCUCUCAUGGAGCUGGUGGCUACUGAGUGUGUGGGUGCAUUCAGCAAUGACUUAUUUGAGGACAUGCUUACAAAACUCAUCACCAGCCAAAAUGUGGACCCAGAGAUUGUGCUUAGACUGGCUGCCAAGUACUGGAGCUACGCUGAUGCACGCUACUACACACUCAGAGUUAUUCAGAAGGUGGCCAAUGCAUGCGCCAAGGCACCUGAGGGUGUGUGCAACUGGAGAAGCUUCGAUGACCUCGGGCCCCUUCUCUGUGGCCUGUUGUCCAGGGUGCCACCAAACCUAGAUGACUGCAGAACAGGAGAACAAGAAGCCUCUGAAGGGGAAGAGAGGAGGCUGAAGUCAUGGUGCUGUGCAACAGAGGUGGACAUAGUGACGGGUGAUGUGAACUACGCUGAAAACUCGCAACAGCGACGGAAGCGACGCAGAGAUGGUGCCGUUGAAAAUGGAGGCACAAGGAAAGCACAUGUGCGUUGGGCAAGUGAGAAACUGCAGAAGAAAAUGUUCAGCGAGGCCUGGAUCAGCUGUUUGCGGUUGCCCCUUCCUGAGGACGUGCUGAUCGAAGUGCUUUCAAAGCUGCCAGGCGUGGUGAUUCCCAACAUGCUGGACCCCCUGCUUCUGAGCGACCUCCUUACGGCUGCCCUCAACCGUGGUGGACUGGUUGGGAUACUGGCACUGCAUGGAAUCUUUGUGUUGGUGACCAGGCACAGGCUGGAGUACCCACAGUUCUACACUUGCCUGUAUGGGCUCCUGAAGCCGGAGAUAUUUUACUCCAAGCAGAGGGUGAGGUUCCUUCAACUCACCGACAUUUUCCUGGCGUCAGUCCUGGUGCCUGCCUACACGGCUGCCGCCUUCGCCAAGACGUUCGCAAGGUUUGCCCUGACAGCGCCCCCCUCAGGAGCGAUGAUCUGCAUUGCCUUCAUCCACAACAUCAUCAGAAGGCACCCUUCUUGCAUCGUGCUCCUGCACCGUCCGCAGUACCAACGAACAUCCCUGAAAGAGGGUGCUAAAAGGGUCCUAAGUGGAUCCCAAACGCAGAGCCAGGAAGGCAACCAAGGAGCCGCGGAACGGGAUGAACUGGACCAGAGCGGCAGCGGCAGUGACACGGAUGAGGACGAGGAUCCUGUAUCCGAUCGCGAGGCCGCAGGAACCCAGGCCGGGCAGCCGCCUGGCUUCGAUCCUUUUCUGCCGGAGGAGCAGGACCCAGCUCAGAGUCGCGCCAUCGAGAGCUCUUUGUGGGAGAUAGAGGCCCUCAGGAAUCAUUACUGCCCUCAGGUGGCCGCAUUUGUGAGUGUACUGGACAAAGAUAUGACGGACAAGCUGAAGACGUCUGAGGUGGACCUGGAGCCGUUGCUGUUGGGGUCAUACGCCUCCCUCAUCGGCGAACACACGGGGAAGAAAUUGAGGCGGCCUCCAGUGGUCGAAUUCUACUCGCAGUGGCCAACACGGCUCUUCGGCGACAAAAUUUUUGACACCCUUGGCUGGUCGUGUCCAGCAGCAGCUGAUGGAGACGAAUCUGCGCCUGUGGUGUGCAGAACUUGA